UAUAUCAUUGUCACCAUUUUCAAUAUUCAAUUCAUUUGGGCUUUGUCUGCUUACCUUGAUCCUUCCUUUCAUCCACCCAUUUAUAAUCUAAUAAAUUUCUCCCCCAUUCUUCAAUCUUUUGUACAAAUUCCUCUUAUCCCAUCAAAAAUCUGCAAACCCAUUACCAUAGAGGUUUAAUCUUUACUCUCUCUCUCUCUCUCUCUCUCUUCUGUAUCCGCAAACCUAUUAUCAUAAAGGUUCAAUCUUUGUCCCUCCAAUUCUCUCUCUUCCAUAUCUAUUUGGGUUUUGUUAGAUUCCAUUCAAAGUCGUGGAAAUAUAAGUAUUUUUGCAGAUUUAAUCUGUAAUCACAAAGAAAAGGGUAAUAAUAUGGCAGAAGAACAUGGAUUUCAAGCCCCCGAAGGUCACCGUUUAUGUGCAAAUAACUGCGGUUUUUUUGGGAGCUCUGCAACCCAAAAUCUUUGUUCCAAAUGCUACGGAGACUUCUGCCUGAAAGAAGAUCAGAAAAAGUCUGUAAAGACCGCAGUAGAGAAUUCUCUCUCUGUAUCAGCCUCCUCCGCUGUAUCAUCGGUUGCGCCACCGUAUUCAUCGCCGGUGUCGUUGCAGAAAGCUGCCGGUGAUGGGCUGGUUUCGGCGGCGGAGGAGGUGGUGGUUGUGCAACCGGUGGCGGCGCAGUUGAACCGGUGCUCGGCGUGCAGGAAAAGGGUCGGGUUGACAGGGUUUAGGUGCAGGUGUGGGACCACGUUUUGUGGGACCCAUAGGCACCCAGAGCUUCAUGGGUGUACGUUUGAUUUCAAGGCCAUAGGGAGAGAGGCCAUAGAAAAGGCUAAUCCUGUGGUCAAAGCAGAGAAGUUGGAGAAGAUAUGAUCUUUACCGUUGGAUUUGAUGACUUUGUAUGUCAUGAACGGUGGAUAGUAUGCUUGUGGUCAACAUAGACAUGGGGGAGUCGUGUUUAAAAAAAGAAAAUGGGUUGUGACUUGUGAAUAUAUUUUUUUUUUCUUUUUAGUUUUUUUCUUUUUAAACAAAUCUAUGUGGUUGCAUGUAAAAAAGGUUCUUAUGGUGUUAAUAGUAUAGAUCAAGUUUUAU
Molecule: messenger RNA, 1083 nt
Organism: Ilex paraguariensis (yerba mate)
Lineage: Eukaryota; Viridiplantae; Streptophyta; Magnoliopsida; Aquifoliales; Aquifoliaceae
Source: the annotation of a GenBank genome assembly